AUGUCCCGGGCGCCUUACCACUUGUUUGUCGAUGUUGUCAAUUGCGGGAGCUCGACUCCCUACGCAGCCCUGUUUGCAACUACUCGCGCCCGUUCGCGUGCGUCUCGGAGUACGUCGUGUGACUACCAUUACUACGUCGCAGUCGGUAGAGCCCGUCACUCUUCGCCGCCAUCCUGCCCAUCCAACACGCCUCCCCGCGGCUCUGUCACAACCGCUGCCCCGGCCCAGUGCAGAAGAUCACUGGUGGUGCAUACCAUCACCCCGCGCACCAACAUGAUCGUGCUCGAUACGCCGCACAACCCGCUCCGCCACGUGUUCAUGCGCGUGGGGUUCGAGGCCGCCGCGCACCUCGCAGACGACCACGACCUGCUCGUCAAGUCGGACGAAGUCGUGCAUUCGCUACUUGUGCCCAUGCGCCGCGCUCCUCCACACUGAGAUGUCUGACCGCAGGAUCGGGGCGGGCUCAGCAGACAGUGCGUUAACUAUUCACGGCCCCCAUGAUGCGACGUCGCCCCGCACAGCGCAUUCGUACACUGCUGCCUUGUGGUAAUAUAACAAUCGCCAAUGAUAAUGCACCCUGCCCCGCAUCUGGAUCUCUAUCUCAACAAGCCAGACCUCUGCUUCGUUAUAGAUAACGAACAGCGAAAGUGCAUUGCUGGAUGAGUAUAUGAUGUGCGAAAGUGCCGUGAAACUUGUGCCUUGCGCACGCCGCGUGGUUUGCAGAAGUUGUCGAUCUUUGUACAGUAGUCUA
This is a messenger RNA of Fomitopsis serialis, 751 nucleotides long. RefSeq lists its product as uncharacterized. The transcript has 8 exons. The coding region runs from base 1 to 435 and encodes 144 amino acids. The record is from RefSeq and is a predicted model, not a curated record. NCBI's taxonomy places the organism in Eukaryota, Fungi, Basidiomycota, Agaricomycetes, Polyporales, Fomitopsidaceae.